Notechis scutatus (mainland tiger snake) is the source of this 681-nucleotide messenger RNA. The record is from RefSeq and is a predicted model, not a curated record. NCBI's taxonomy places the organism in Eukaryota, Metazoa, Chordata, Lepidosauria, Squamata, Elapidae.
AUGGAGGCGAUGGUGCUGCUGAACGCGCUGGGCACCCGGCUGCUCUUCGCCCUGCACGCGCUGCUGGGCGUCUGGCGGGUGGCGGAGGUGAAGAAGGAGCGCAAGUACUGGCUGCUGGCGCUGCUCAACCUCUUGCUGUGCCUGGAGACGGCGCUCACGCUCAAGCUCAAGCGGGGAAGGGGCUACAAAUGUGGGGAAAAGGAUCACAUCGUCUCUGCAAGGAGAAGAACAAAGGUGGCCUUUCAGGAUGGGAGGCGGAUGGUCUACACGGCUUCCUGUUUUCAAGCUUAUCCACCUCUUCUGCAACAUCUCAACUGUGAUCGAGCAGCUUCGUCCGCAAAAGUUUUUCACCUGCUCCUCUGCAGACACAGCGCCGACCUGUGGAACAUCGGCAUCAGCUUGUUUAUCCAGGACGGCCCUUUCCUUGUGGUGCGCCUGAUCCUGAUGGGCCACUUUCGAGUGGUGAACCAGAUGCUCGUGUUUUUUGCAGCCAAGAAUAUUUUGAUCGUGUUGCUGCAGCUGUACCGUCUGGUGGUGCUAUCGCUCGACUUCCACGCCUCCCUCCAGCGCAGGGCAAAAAGCCAGAAAGGAGCCACUUCCAGUUGCCCCUGUGAGCCCAGCUCCAUCCGCCUCCCAUCCAAUGGCCUGCUGGAUGGAGGCGACUUGACUGAGUGCUUGUGA